Messenger RNA from Merops nubicus (carmine bee-eater), 264 nucleotides. RefSeq names its product ethylmalonyl-CoA decarboxylase-like. The record is from RefSeq and is a predicted model, not a curated record. The transcript has a single exon. Lineage: Eukaryota; Metazoa; Chordata; Aves; Coraciiformes; Meropidae. The annotation marks the transcript as partial.
CCCGAGGCAGCUCUGUGCCUUGGCCUCUCAGACCAGACGCUGUUGUCUUCAGAAGAAACUGGGGCCUUAGAAGAAGCUCGAGCCUGGCUGAGUCGGUACACGGAGGGCCCAACCAGCGUGAUUCGGGCUGUGAAAAAGGUGGUGGCAGCGGGAAGAGAGCUACCGCUGGAAGCUGCCCUACGGACAGAAAAGGACGUUUUUGGAACUGUGUGGGGUGGGCCUGCCAACCUGCAGGCAUUGGCUAGGAGACCGAAACAUAAAUGA